GUCCGCCGGCAGACCCAUAAAGGGGGAUGCCGUCCAGUGUAAACAAACAAUGGCUGAGUGUGAGGCUGCUGGCCACAUGGCCGCCAGGAAUGUUGAAAUUAUUGUCGGUACAUAUGAGGAAUUCAUCAUUGGGUAUCAAUUAACCGUCCAGAAGGAUGGGAAAGUGUCCCUUACUCAGUCUUUUACUGACCACUCACACACAGGGAGUGUGAGGAAGAUUGCUAUCAGUGGGAAGUUCCUCAUCUCAGGUGGUUCAGAUGAGAUUCUGAGAAUUUUUAAUCUUAGUUCACGUUUUGAAGUUGGUACAAUCAUGGAACAUAAAGGAACAAUCACAGACUUGGUAUUCCAUGUCACAGUACUUAUCUCUACAGCUGAGGAUGGAAAAUAUUGUAUUUUUAGUAGAGGAAAAUGGGAGUGUGAAAAGACUUUGAAGGCUCAUGUUGGAGGAGUGACGAGCUUUGCAGUUCAUCCCACAGGAAAACUAGCUUUGUCAGUUGGCAAAGACAAGAGCCUUCGCACAUGGAAUCUUAUCAAGGGAAGGAGAGCUUUUAUCACAAACCUCAAAACAGUUGCUGACAGUGUCCACUGGUCUCCACCUGGCACACACUACCUUGUAGUGAAGGGAAGUUGUGUUGAUGUGUAUGAAGUGUCCUUGGGACAAGUGGUCCAUUCUGUGGACUUCAAGGAAAAAGUCACAUCAUUAAUAUUUAUCAUGGAUGAUAUCAUAGCUGUUGGUGGUGAUGGCAAAAAUAUUUGUCUGUAUGACAUCACAACGAAGCUGGAACUAGUGCAGUGGGAUGCGCACACCAUGCGCAUCAAGAGUCUACGAGUCAUCCCCAGAGUAGCUACAGAGGAUUUGUGGCUUGUAUCUGCUUCCUCUGAUGGAACCAUAAAAGUGUGGAACAUUGAGCUGUUAUCACUUUCCUCUGCACCAAAACUAUUGGGAGAAGUGAAUACCUCUUGUCGUAUCAUCUGUAUGGACAUCUACCUCCCUCAGCAAAAGAUGCCAGUGUCUAAUGUAGAAAAGGCAGUUGGUUAUGAGCUUGAGAAUAAGACACAAGCAAAUGGCUCUUCUGAAGAAUCAGUAAAACAAAAAAAGAAGAAAAAGCUUAAGAAACCCUUGAAUCAGGAAACUAACGAAGGACUACCUAUUAAAAAGAAAAAGCUAAAGAAACCCUUGAAUCAGGAAACUAACGAAGGACUACCUAUUAAAAAGAAAAAGCUAAAGAAACCCUUGAAUCAGGAAACUAAUGGACUACCUAUUAAAAAGAAAAAGCUAAAGGAACCCUUGAAUCAGGAAACUAAUGAAGAAUCACCUGUGAAAAAGAAAAAGCUAAAGAAACCCUUGAAUCAGGAAACUAAUGAAGAAUCACCUGUGAAAAAGAAAAAGCUAAAGAAACCCUUCCCCUCAAGGAAGGUUCCUUGAUGUUGGUGAGGGGCUCUUGAUUUAGGGAAUUGGAUCUGUGCUCCAGUUCCCCAAAUUAAGCCUGAAUGCCUUCCACAUCCCCCCCAGGCGCUGUAUAAUCCUCCGGGUUUAGCGCUUCCCCCUUGAUUGUAAUAAUAAUAAUAAUAAAGAAACCCUUGAAUCAGGAAACUAAUGAAGAAUCACCUGUGAAAAAGAAAAAGCUAAAGAAACCCUUGAAUCAGGAAACUAAUGAAGAAUCACCUGUGAAAAAGAAAAAGCUAAAGAAACCCUUGAAUCAGGAAACUAAUGAAGAAUCACC
This is a messenger RNA of Cherax quadricarinatus, 1724 nucleotides long. Lineage: Eukaryota; Metazoa; Arthropoda; Malacostraca; Decapoda; Parastacidae. The record is from RefSeq and is a predicted model, not a curated record.